AUGGUCCGUUUUCCGGAGAGAGAGCGAGGCAAGUCGUGCUGGGAGAUUCUUCAGGUGGACAUCCCUGGCAGUCUCAGCCGGGGCGGCGGUCGGCCGGAGAUGGGACCCGUUGGAAUUCGAAACGCACACUGUCGUGCGUUACUCUUUUCUCUCCUGUUCGUCUUUCUCCUCGGACCUGGCUCGGUCGCCGGCACAGCGGCUGCACAGGAGCCUGCUCUCGGCGCCGCCGACGGACUCGGAACUGCCUCUCUAGAGCUCGACAAACGCGGCGGCCUCAGUGAGCAAACUGCGGGUGUUGAAGGUUCGGUUGGACGGCCCCACCAGUGGGGCAUGGAGGCUCUCUUGGCGUCGCAGGGAACCGAGGAGGAUUCGUUCAGCGAAGCUUCUCGGACCACGGCGUCGUUCGACCUGGCGUAUGACGCGGACGAGCAGCCGGCUGCGCCCGAGGCAGACAGCGUGGACUCGCACGCCUCUGACAAGGACUUCUUCCUCUCGCAGUCUGAAUUCGCGUCCAAAGGCCUUUUUGAGAGCUUCGAACACGCGGCCUUGGCGGCAAACGGAGACGGAUGGCAGCGCACGGCAUACCGGAGCCAGUCGACGAACGGUGUGCAGGGAGACGCAGAAGGCCAGCAGAACGGCGCCUCCGGCCAGGAUCCGCUCUCCUCCAACGCGUCCUCCCAGGCGCACGCGCGAAAGGGAAGCCAUAAGAAGGGUUCUGGCUACUACAGCGGGCGACGAAGGCGCAGAUCUCUUUCCUUUACCGUGACGCUUCUGGCCCUAUGGCUGUGGAACGUCGUUCUCCUCUGGGCGGUCCCAGCCGCGUAUAUCAACAGAGCCCGCAAAGCGAAUGUUUCCUCGGAGAGUACGGGUCCCCGUACUUGGCCGGACUUCUUCUCCACAAUGUACACAAACCCGGUCGCCGUGGUGUUUAUCUAUAUGCUCCUGCUGAUCGCCUACUUCCAGACCACUCGCCAACUCUCAAGCUUCGUGAGGAAGAAGUGCCGCCGACAGAAGAAACGCGGAAAACGCCAGGGACAGCCUGCAGGCCAAACAGAGCAGCACACUGAGAGCGAAGCUGCAGUGGAAGACGAAACACGUGACGAAGAAUAG
This is a messenger RNA of Neospora caninum, 1110 nucleotides long. RefSeq lists its product as hypothetical. Lineage: Eukaryota; Apicomplexa; Conoidasida; Eucoccidiorida; Sarcocystidae. The coding region runs from base 1 to 1110 and encodes 369 amino acids. The transcript has 3 exons. The record is from RefSeq and is a predicted model, not a curated record.